This is a messenger RNA of Fasciola hepatica (liver fluke), 114 nucleotides long. NCBI's taxonomy places the organism in Eukaryota, Metazoa, Platyhelminthes, Trematoda, Plagiorchiida, Fasciolidae. The record is from the annotation of a GenBank genome assembly.
AUGAGAUGCCCGAAUAUCCUAAUUAGACCGACGUUAUUUUCUGCCGAGCGCAACAUGAUAAAUAUCGAUUUGGGAGAUUUGUGCGCCACAGGCGAUGAAAAUAGCUGGAUUGGC